Messenger RNA from Clarias gariepinus (North African catfish), 1625 nucleotides. RefSeq names its product pleckstrin 2 (gene plek2). Lineage: Eukaryota; Metazoa; Chordata; Actinopteri; Siluriformes; Clariidae. Bases 1 to 1080 code for a protein of 359 amino acids. Gene Ontology annotation, cellular component: plasma membrane. Gene Ontology annotation, biological process: intracellular signal transduction; actin cytoskeleton organization. The record is from RefSeq and is a predicted model, not a curated record. The transcript has 9 exons.
AUGGAAGCGCAGAAUGGCUCUGUUCUUAAACAAGGCUUUUUGGUCAAAAGGGGUCACAUGGUUCACAACUGGAAGGUUCGGUGGUUUGUCCUGAAAGCCGAGCAGCUGCUUUACUACAGGUACGAGGGGGGAAAGCGGGACUCGUGCCACAGAGGGAGCAUCCCGUUACACGACUGUGAGAUCACCUGUCCGUACCUGGAAUAUGAAAACAGACCGUUGGUUCUGAGACUGAAGACCAAGACGUCAGAGGAGUACUUCCUGGAGGCGUGUUCUCGGGAAGAGCGGGACGAGUGGGCCGCGGAGAUCGACGUGGCCGUGAGGAGACUGGGCUCUGGGGACACAAAAACUCCGUCUCCGGCUGUGCGUAAACCUUCACAAUCGCUGCAGCUCCACAAGAUUAACCUCAGUCAGGUGGUGGACUCCAUGUAUGAUGUUCACAGCGGCAUUAAGAUGAGCAGCCAUGUGGAGCAGGGCAGCACCUACAUCAACUGCUUCUCAGGCUCGGCAGUAGUGGACUGGUUGGUGUUCACUCAGAUGGCUCUGACUCGGGUGGAGGCCGUGACUCUGGCGUCGGCUCUGCUGGAUGAAGGCUGUGUGAGAGCGGUGGGAGUGAAGAGUGUAGCCGCCGUGAGGAACGCCGCUCUUGGAGAACAGUUCCUCGAUGAUUCUUCGGCUCUCUACAGCUUCGCUGAGAGUUUGAAGAAGAGGGGGAGUGUGAAGUCAGAGAAGUCUGUAUCUGCGGUGGAGCUGAGUGGAAGAGUGCAGAAGAGAGGAUACCUGGUCAAACAGGGACACAACGUGAAGAACUGGAAGGUGCGACUCUUUGUGCUGAGGUCAGAGCCAGGUUUCCUGCACUACUACGACCCGAGCAAGGAUGAAAUCACUCCUGUCGGCGGGAUCUCUUUACGCGGCUGUCUGAUUUCUUCUCUGGAUGACAAUGGCAUCCCCUCAGGCGUGAAAGGUAAAGUCCAGGGGAACCUGUUUAAGAUCAUCACUCAGAUGGACAGACAUUACUUCAUCCAGGCUCCCACACACCAGGAGAAGAUGGAGUGGAUUGAAGCCAUCAAGCAGCAAACAUAAAGACGUCAUUAGUUAAACAGCAGCGUCGCAGAGCGGUUCAGGCUUUCACACCCAGAUUAGAUGUCCUGUGUGAUCAUGCUCGGGCGCUUUGGAGCACUGAGUAUUACAAUCCACAAUAUUCAGCUUAAAUUCACAACCUUUUUUUUCCAUCCAGACGUAUUUAAAGUUGAAAGCGGAUGUUAUUUACACAACACAAUAAGCUCAGCACCAGUUCAUUCUGAUCCAUGCUCAUGGGCUUUGCUAGUUCCUCUAAACACCAUCACAAGCCAUAUGAGCUAUAAGAGACAUAUUUCAGGAUUCUCAGCAUUUGUUCUUCCAGAGCAGGAACAGCCUGAAGUCCACGCUGAAGCUCAUCCUGCUGGCAGCAUUUUUAAUUCAGAUUCAAUUCAUUUACGGCUCUCAUACAGUCACGUGUAGCCAAAUAUUUUAGUGACUGUAUGUGCAGUGAUAACUCUGUACAGAUCACCGUCUGCUGUUUCUUUAACUUAUGUUCACUCUAAGCACUUUGUUUGUCUUAUGCACAACUCCUUACUGUAAUACAUGUU